AUGGCAGAGGAGACAUCGUUGGUUGCAGAUAAGGUUCCAGAGCCAGCGGUGAUUGAUGCCGUCGCAGAUGCAAUGCCGGACAGCCUCGAAGACGCUCUCCGGAUUGUGUUGAUGAAAGCUCGUGAGACGAAUGGCCUCAUUUGCGGCCUUUCAGAGGUGACACGGGCCUUGGACCGCCGCACGGCUCACCUUUGUGUACUUGCUGAUGAUUGCGAGGAUGAGGAAUACAAAAAGCUUGUUACUGCUCUCGCCAAACAAAACAACAUUGACCUCGUAAGCAUGGACGAGCGCGAGAAACUCGCUCAAUGGGCAGGACUCACCAGAAUGGCCGCCGACGGUUCGGUACGGAAGACGUUGAAGUGUUCCUGCCUUGCUGUAAGGGAUUUUGGCGAGCGCACAAAGGCUCUUGACUACCUUCUGUCGCAACUGCAGUAA
Trypanosoma brucei brucei TREU927 is the source of this 435-nucleotide messenger RNA. RefSeq names its product 40S ribosomal protein S12. NCBI's taxonomy places the organism in Eukaryota, Euglenozoa, Kinetoplastea, Trypanosomatida, Trypanosomatidae. The transcript has a single exon. The record is from RefSeq and is a predicted model, not a curated record. Gene Ontology annotation, cellular component: cytosolic small ribosomal subunit; ribosome. Bases 1 to 435 code for a protein of 144 amino acids. Gene Ontology annotation, biological process: translation. Gene Ontology annotation, molecular function: structural constituent of ribosome.